AUGCCUAGCAUGAAAGUCGCAGCAGCCAAGGUAGCCGCUGCGGAGCACCCGGGUUUGUGUGGCGUGUACCACGCCCACAUCAUAGCGGUCGUCAAGAGCCAGGACGUGCUAGCACGAUCGGGCUCAACCGCGGCAAACAAGUACCGCAAUCAAGUGAGUUUGCUUCUUGAAGUUGUCGUACUAGGGCGGGUGCGGUGUUGCUGUGAGUUGCUGUACAUAGAUGCUGUUGUCUAAGGAACACGAAGCGAAGGUACUGUAGGUACGUUGCAGCAGUCCUUGUCCCCGUGCUGCAGUGAUACACUGACUUGGAGUUGAGGGUAAUAAUAGCUGCCACUUAUCUGUUCAGACUUUUCGAAUUCAAGUACACACCGAAGGCUACUCCUGUUGUGGUCCAUUU
Molecule: messenger RNA, 397 nt
Organism: Ectocarpus sp. CCAP 1310/34
Lineage: Eukaryota; Phaeophyceae; Ectocarpales; Ectocarpaceae
Source: the annotation of a GenBank genome assembly